AUGUCCACGACAGGAGGUUCGAUCACGAAGACCAAGGAGGGUGUGCCUCAAUGGUCCGGGGAGGCCCAGUCCUUCACUGAGUACGAGGAGCAGUGUCUGCUCUAUGAACAGAGCGUGGAAUACCAUAAAAGGUACAUGGUGGCCCCACGUUUGAUCAGUGAACUCCAAGGACCGGCCAAGAGGCUGGUGAUAGGGAAGAAGGCGGACUGGGUUUCCUUCGCGGGAGGUGUCAGGGUUCUCCUUGAUACCCUGAGGGCUAGCUUGGGCAAGCCCCAAGUGUCGGAGAUGGCGGACUACCUGACCAAGUAUUUCCGCCAGACACGAAGGAAGGCCCAGGAGUCGAUGUCGGACUACAUCACACGGAAGUGUGAGGUGUACCUCAGGGCCCAACAGUCCUUACGGCGAGUUCUACCGCAGCACCAGAAACCCAGGGUGACUUCUAAGACGACGACAACCCCCACCGGGAGCACCCAAGGAGGCUAUGGAUACACCUCAUGGAGCCGGAGGACCAGUGUGGAAUCUACGGAAGGGACUUCCCAAGCCGCCGCUCCGGUGGCAGAGUCAGCGCCAGAGGCUCCAACAGAGGAGGACCGGACAUCCAGCCAGGAUGAUGGCCGUGAGUCGUGGAGCGAGUGGAGCUGGCAACCAUGGGGCCAGUCUUGGAGCGGAGGAUGGCAAGGCUAUCCCUACUACUCUGACUACUACGACUGGUGGAAACGGAGCGGCGGAAGCCACGAGGACAAAGGCAUUGAGGAGGACGUGACCACCGAGAUCCUCCCGGACUUUGUGCAGGGCUGGUACCUGUUGUUCGAUGCGUCCCUGAACACCACGGAGCGCAACCUCAUCCACACGGCGGUCCAAGGGGACUAUUCCCUUCAGAGGAUUGCCCAGGAGCUGCGAUCGCAAUGGGACGACAACAACAUCCGGCAGCGGGACAAUCGGCACCAGACAAGCGACUUGGGUGAAGAUGACGAGGACUACGCCGAGGACGACAUGGAGAUCCAGGAGGGCUUUGCGGCCGAGCAGUUGACCGAGGAGGGCCAAGCCUUGGUUGCAGAAGCCGAGGAGGAGGCCCAAGAGGCCUUGGCUUUGAUGCAGCAAGCACGCCGAACAUUGCGGGAGGCUCGAGAGAAGCAACAUCAGGUGAAGCUUUCGCGCCAGUACUUCCGAUCGGGCGCGAACCGGAGUGGAACUGGCACCUCGAGAGCGAGCACAUGGGCAAGUUCGCGUGGUGCUGGACCCCGCGAUGACAGCAAGAUGACCUGCAUGAAGUGCGGAAAAGUGGGCCAUAGGGCGUCCAACUGCACCCAGAAAGAGCAACAGGCCCAGCACACCGAUGAGACUGAGAGUGCGCCUUUCAUCUGCUUCAGCGAGGCGGCAUUGGCGGCGAACACCAACGAGGAGCUGAUGACCACGCAGGAGGCCAUGAAGAAAGGUUGGUGUGUGGUGGAUGGCGAGGCGACCCGCACUCUUGGAAGUAUGGUUGCUCUUCAGAGUGUGCUCGAUUGCAAUGCAGCCAAUCUGGGCCAGACCAAGCUUCUCAAGGUGGACACCGAGCGAAGACCGACGUUUUCGUUUGGGAAUUCAUCAGAGAACACCUGUGUGAGCACCGUGGAGCUUGGGGUCCAGGCGGGCACUAAGGAGGGCAAGCUCACCGUACAUGCGCUAGAUGCAGGAUCAGGUCCGGUACUUCUGAGUGUGGCAUCGCUGAGGUCGCUAGGUGCCAUUAUAGAUUUCUCAGAAGAUCUGAUGGUUUUUAGGAACCUUGACGAGAAGCGCAUUGUACAGGCCAAGAGGCCCAAACACCUCCCACCGAGCCGGUUUACCAUGAGCCUGAACCAGAUGACCAAGGCGGUGCUUGUGGACCACAUCCGGGCUCACGGAGAGGAACCCCCAGAGGGAUGGACCGUGAUCGAGCUGAAGGCUCGCUUGGCCGAGUUGGACCCCUCCUUGACGGAGGCAGCAAGCCGAGGAGCUCACAAGACCGAGCUCCAGAAGUGGGUGAUGAAGAUCAACAAGGCCAGGGCGAAGAAGUCGGAGAUGAUCGAGUUGUGCGCCAAGGAGCUCGAGCUUCCCUUGACCGGGAACGAGACGGUGAGUACUUUGGAGCGGUUGGCACUCCAACGGGCCAGCGUCAUCACCGAACCGAUGGCGCGCGACACAGUGGGCUUCGGGAAACAUGCGGCACUCGAGUAUCAGGACAUCAACCGUUACCAGCCGGGCUACCGCGAGUGGGUCCUGAAAACAGAUACCGAGGAGACUGGGUGCGACUACCGGUUGCGCCGUCUGGCGCGCUGGCUACGUCAGAACCCAGCCAAGGGCGACCAGGACGAGAACAAGCCAAAGACCCCGGAGCUCGUGAAGAAGAAGGGCGGCAGUCGAGCCACCGGUGCCAAGACGAUCGGAAGCAGCGUGGCAUCCAGCAGCAUGGCCUCGAGUUCCGAGACUGCGCCGCUCACGGUGGACCGGGACAUGAUCGCGAUGCUCCAGAACCUGACGGGCACGAUCCAGCACUUGCAGGAGAAGGUGGCGGAGAUGGAGGAGAGUCGCGAGCGUCCCCGGAAGAAGGACACCAAGGCCAUGUCGGAAGCCACGAGCGAGGGCUAUGUGAAGCCCGAGAACAAGAACUGA
Symbiodinium sp. CCMP2592 is the source of this 2631-nucleotide messenger RNA. NCBI's taxonomy places the organism in Eukaryota, Dinophyceae, Suessiales, Symbiodiniaceae. The record is from the annotation of a GenBank genome assembly.